GCGCAAUCUACGAAUCGGACAGACAUCACUCAUCGUGCAGUUUUCCAGCAAAGUGCAUCUUCCUUCUACCAAUCAACCUCUAACAAUGGCUUCUAAAUUCGUCCUGAUCGUCGCUUCCCUGGCCUGUGUCAGCGCCGGAUACAUCCCGAGUGAUGCCUCCCAUCUGUCCUAUGCUCCGUCCGCUGUCAGCUACUCCAACAUCGUCAAGCAUGGUGCGCCGGUGGUGAGCAAGACCAUCCUUCCUGAGCCACAGCUGUACCACGGAUAUGCCCAGGCUGCUCCAUCGAUUGUGAUCAGCAAACCUCUGGCUCUUACCAACCCUCUUCCAACCCUGGGCUAUGCUGCUCCUCAUUCUCUGUACCAGGCUCCGGCUCUGGUGAAGAACAUCGAGUACUCGAAGCCGCUGUCGUAUGGCCCGAUUGCCAAGACUCUGAUUGCUGAGCCAACGUACGCCAAGACUCUGAUUGCUGAGCCAGCAUACACCAAGACUCUGAUUGCUGAGCCAGCAUACACCAAGUCUCUGAUUGCUGAGCCUGCAUACACCAAGUCUCUGAUUGCUGAGCCCGCAUACGCCAAGACUCUGAUUGCUGAGCCUGCAUACACCAAGACCAUUGUUUCGGAGCCAAUCUACACCAAGAACGUGUUCGCUGAGCCCAUCUAUCCGGGCAAAGCUCUGAUCGCUGAGCCAGUGUACGGCAAGAGCAUUAUCGCUCAGCCAGCUCCGAUCUACGGCGGAAAGGUCCUCUCUUAUGGACAAAACCUCGGUUACGGUGGCAUCUAUGGCCAUGGAUUGUAA
This is a messenger RNA of Anopheles moucheti, 796 nucleotides long. RefSeq names its product adhesive plaque matrix protein-like. Bases 86 to 796 code for a protein of 236 amino acids. The record is from RefSeq and is a predicted model, not a curated record. Lineage: Eukaryota; Metazoa; Arthropoda; Insecta; Diptera; Culicidae. The transcript has 2 exons.